AUGCAUGCUAGUAGGCUGCCUGAUGACAAGACUUGGGCUAUUAAAAAGAUAUGGCCAGAUGUCCAUAAUUGUAGGGGUUUAGAAAUGUACAAUCCUAUUUAUACAGUUAGAUGGGCUGCACCUAAGGUCAUGGAAGACAUAAGGGCUAAUCCAAAUAUUCGUGGAAAGGCCCUAAAUGAGCUUUUAUUUCAAAGGUUUUGCAUUUACUUGAAGAAAGCCGCCACCUUGUAUAGGUUGAAGAGAUUUGUUGUUCAUGAGAUUUUUGGAAGACAUGAUGAGUCAUAUAGUCAUCUUCCUAGAUAUGCUGAAGUAAUAAUGAACACCAAUCUUGGAUCUAAGGCUUUUGUUGCAUGGCAUGAGAGUGAAAGCAUUCCAAGAGUUAACUUGUUCAGCAUCAUAUUCAUCUCAUUUGCUGGACAGUGGAAAGGCUUUCUAGCAGGGUGCAGGCCAUUAAUUGGAGUUGAUGGAACACAUUUGAAGGGUAAUUAUGGAGGAGUUUUAUUGUCUGUUGUUGCCUUGGAUCCAAACAAUAAGAUUUACCCACUUGCAUAUGCAACUGUAAGCAGUGAAGACAAAGACACCUGGAGUUAUUUUUUCUGGCACAUUCACAACAUAGUAAAAGAUUUAGGGAGAACAAAUUGGACAAUCAUUUCUGACAGGCAGAAGGGUGUUGAUGUUGCAUUGAAAAGUGUAUGGCCUGAAGCUAAGAGAAGGUAUUGUUGCAGACACUUAAGUAGAAAUUACAAGAAAGCUUUCCCAGGUCCACUUAUGUACAUCCUAUUCUGGAGAGCUUGCAAUGCUACUAACAAGUUCACAUUCAGAAAGGCAAUGGAGAGACUUCAGAAAGAAGGUGGUGAGGAUUUCAUGCUAUGGCCAGUAUUGACUCUACUAGAAGGUAUAAGGAGAGUGUGCAUGGUCAGAAUAGCUUCAAGACAUGAAGCUGCAAUGGCAAUGAGUGAUGAUGAAAUCUGCCCCAAGAUAGCAAAAUUGGUUAGAGACAACAACAAAGCAACAACAACCUGUAGAGCUUUCCAGUCAAGUCUCGGUGAAUAUGAGAUUCAUGAAGGGAAAUCAUAG
Chenopodium quinoa (quinoa) is the source of this 1077-nucleotide messenger RNA. RefSeq lists its product as uncharacterized. NCBI's taxonomy places the organism in Eukaryota, Viridiplantae, Streptophyta, Magnoliopsida, Caryophyllales, Amaranthaceae. The record is from RefSeq and is a predicted model, not a curated record. The coding region runs from base 1 to 1077 and encodes 358 amino acids. Gene Ontology annotation, biological process: DNA transposition. Gene Ontology annotation, molecular function: transposase activity; DNA binding. The transcript has 4 exons.